ACAGGUGUCUUUUUAAGUAAUAACGGAGUAUCUUCGUACCAACUUGGGCCGUUCUUCUCUUGUUAAAAUGUGGUGUUGCCCAAGAUGGAAACCGUCUAAAUCGUGGCUCGUUAAGAGAGUAGAGAGAGAAAUUGCAACUAAUUAAGAGUACAAAGUGUAAACUUGGAGAUCGAAAUUCCAGCAUUUCAGCAAGUGGUCUGGCUAUGAUCAAGGAAAGGGGUCUCAAAAUAGUAGAAGAUAUAUAUAUUUGAAUGAUCGAGUCAAUGAGAGUUGUUUGGAAGGACUUAAUGGCUUGUAACUUGUUUAGUCGAUUGCUAUUUUGUAUCGCGGGUUCACGGUUAUUUGUAUAGUAACAAAGAGUAGUAAGCUGUUUAGACAAAAAUACUGAUAGGAUUGAAGCUAUAAAAGAUCUCUCUAUUUUACGUUUUUUUUGUAAGGGUGAGGAAGUAAUAAGCAAUAGUUCCUCAGAUAGUCGAGGAACUUUACUUACCAAUUGCAGAUCAACUUCGUAAAUUGUAUGGUAAAACUAUGAAAUCCACGUACCGUAAAAAGAGGUGUCCAAGUCAAGUCUUCAAUUACUAAUUGCUGCAUUUGAUUAUUUUGGGAGUUGAAUUAUCCCCAUUUUCUAACAUCUCUUUUGGGUUCUUAUUUCUAGCUCAUUUCUUGUUAAUGCAUGAAACCCAAUUGUCCCACAAAACAUUAAAUUCGUACUUUGAAUUCCCACUACUUUUGCUAUAUUAGAAACUCAAGACUUAGCAACAUGCAAUUUAAGAGCUUAGACCAAUUCAAAAUCCUUUCCCUUAUAUAUGUAGUCUCAUAUUGCUCGCUUUAGGCAUCUCAUCCUUUCCAUACCAAACUAGCAACCAGCAACUUCCACAGUUGUGAUACUGAGGAUCCUUUACAAAAAUCUCCUAUCAAAAGUUACCCAAAAGGAAAGACAUGGACAAAAUGUUUUGCGUGAUCGUCUUUGGUGUUUUAGCCGUUGCAAGUAUGAUGCAAGACGCAACAGCCCAAACGGUGCAUGUGGUAGGGGACAGCAUGGGUUGGGUCAUACCGAACAAUGGAGCUGCAGCUUACACAAAUUGGGCUACUGGACAAACAUUCAGGGUUGGCGACACACUAGUGUUCAAUUUUAUGACCAACCAACAUGACGUGCUGCAAGUACAAAAAUCUUCGUUCGAUGGUUGCAAUUCCCAGAAUGCCAUAGGCAGUCCGAUACUGACAGGACCAGCAAAUAUAACACUUGACUCUGCUGGAGAUCACUACUAUAUUUGCACUUUUGGCAGGCACUGCCUAAAUGGCCAGAAAUUAGCUAUUACAGUGUCUAGCAGCACUGGUACUCCAGGAGCCAACCCGCCUAACCAGAGCAAUCCAACAACUCCUGUUGUGCCUUCACCAUCCUCUUCCAGACAAGCAGAAGCUUGUCCACCUACACCUUUUGCUGCUGAACCUUCAAGUUCCACUCCUGGUGGUAGUGCUCCUCCUCCUGCUUCAUCCUCCAAGACGAUAUUGGCUAGCUUUCUUCUCAGCCUAUCCUCGAUUGCCUUGACCAUCUUUAUUUAAUUGGAUCAACUAAGGAUGUUGCUGAGCUUCUAAUUUAUUAUACUUGAGUUUAUACUUUAUACUACGAUAAAAAUAACCUUGAGACGGAUCCUUUUUUCUUUUUACGGUUUACCGACUUGUAUUGGAUAUUUCUUUCCUGUUCUGGUCACUGGUUGUGACUUGUGUAAAUGUAUUUUGCGAGUUUUAGUAAACUUAUGGGGAAUGUUUUGCAAUC
Messenger RNA from Capsicum annuum, 1777 nucleotides. Its product is annotated as cucumber peeling cupredoxin-like. The record is from RefSeq and is a predicted model, not a curated record. The transcript has 2 exons. Lineage: Eukaryota; Viridiplantae; Streptophyta; Magnoliopsida; Solanales; Solanaceae. Gene Ontology annotation, cellular component: plasma membrane. Bases 940 to 1563 code for a protein of 207 amino acids. Gene Ontology annotation, molecular function: electron transfer activity.